Ipomoea triloba (trilobed morning glory) is the source of this 3138-nucleotide messenger RNA. RefSeq names its product scarecrow-like protein 28. NCBI's taxonomy places the organism in Eukaryota, Viridiplantae, Streptophyta, Magnoliopsida, Solanales, Convolvulaceae. Gene Ontology annotation, cellular component: nucleus. Gene Ontology annotation, molecular function: sequence-specific DNA binding; DNA-binding transcription factor activity. The transcript has a single exon. Gene Ontology annotation, biological process: regulation of DNA-templated transcription. Bases 745 to 2802 code for a protein of 685 amino acids. The record is from RefSeq and is a predicted model, not a curated record.
UUAGGAAGUCACUUCUUUCACUUAUUUGCUUCUUCCACUUCUUCUUCUUGGUCAUGGUGAUCGUCUUCAUGGAUUUCAUGAGUGCUUGAAGGGGUUUACAGUAAAAGCCUGGGUUUUUUUGGGGGGUUUUGGGGGUUUAGAGAGAGAGAGAGAGAGAAUACUUUUCUUCAUCACAUGGACUGCUUGUUUACUGCUCUGGGUAUUUCAAGAAUUCAUUCCUUUGGCUGCAUUUUGGGAUCAAGAAUGUCUGUGAGUUCUUAUCUCUUGAAAAACAUUUUUUUUCUCUGAAAGUUCAGGAAUCCGAUGAUCUUUUUUUUGGGGCAGUUCUUGAAUUCUUUGAUUGAAUGUGCUUACAAUAGGGGGGUUUUAUUAGUUUUUUAGUUCAAACAUUCUUUCCAAUUCUUUGAUUCUUUGAUUUGGCUUGUUUUGUUGAUCCUAUAAUCCUAUUCUUUGUUGCACAUAAACAUAUAGGACACACACACUGAGAGAAAGAAGGAUAAAAGAAAAAAGCAUAAAUUUUUUGGCAUCGGAUUCCAGUUUUUGUCAAUUUCUUGGGAAAUUAAUUUUGGCACACACUCACUCACAUUAGAGGCAUUGCUCUGUUUCUCUUGAUAUCUCUGUAAAAUUUGCUGACAAUUUCAUACCCAGUAAGUGUAUACUGUUACAUAGUGUAAAGUGGUAAAAGAGAGAGAGGUGGGUGGGAUUGAAGAUAGAAAGGAAGAAAUUUGGGAGAGGGGGUGAAGAAUGUUGGCUGGGUGUUCUUCUACAUUGGUUUCACCAAGGCAUAGAUUGAGGAGCGAAGCAUCUGAGCAGUUUCAAGCUUGUCAUUUCCCUGCAAUGAGCACACAGAGAUUGGAUUUGCCAUGUAGUUUUAUCCGGAAAGAGAGCUCGAGGGCUCAGGCCGUGAGGCCGGUUGGGCUCUCGGUUGAGAAGCCCGGAGAAGCCAAGACCAGUGGGUGUGGUCUGAAGCAGAAUAUACGUCUUCCCCCGACCCCGACAGCCAUUCAGACGCCGCGUUUUGAAGGUAAAAGAGAGAGUUGGGAGUGGGAGAAGAAGAGCAGGUGCUUGAAGAGGUAUGCUGCAGAGCAGGAGAGUUGUGAUGAGGGUUUUGUGAGCAGAGCUAAUAAGAGGAAGAAGGGCUGUGGAGAAGAAGAAGAAGAUGAAGAAGAAGAAAAGGGUCAUCAUGGUUUGAGUUUGGGGCAUCUGGGAAGUAGUAGUGGGGGUUUUUGGUUUCAAUCAGGAGUUGGAGGGGCUAAUCCAUCAUCUCAGGGGCCUUUCUCACUUUCCUCUUCAGGAGGAGAUGAAGAAAGUGUGUGUUUUGUGCCAAGUGAAGUGAGGCCUCCACCUCUCCCUCUGUCACACCAUCCAUGGCUGGAUUCUGUUGUGACUGAGAUCACAGAUUUUAGUGACAAGAAUGUGGUGGAGACAAGCCAGGGUCCUGCCAAAGAAGCUUCUGGAUCAAGCACUUCUUCAGAGGGGGGUGGCAGAGGUUUGCUGCUUAGGCUGCAUGAUAAUAACCCCCCUCCCACUACUUCUGACCAUGAAAUAGGCAAUGGUUCUCGCCGCCCGAAUCCCAUUAACGCCGCUGCUUCUCAGGCUGCUGUGGCAGGAGAAAGUGAGCCUAACAGUGGGGUUGAGCUAAUCACCUUGCUGGUGGCUUGUGUUGAGGCAGUGGGCUUAAAGAACUUUGCAGCUGUGAAUCAUUGCAUUGGGAGAUUAGGGGAGCUUGCUUCUCCUAGGGGGUUGCCUGUUAGCCGCCUCACCGCCUACUUCACAGAGGCUUUGGCUUUGAGAGUGGCAUGGCAUUGGCCUCAUAUCUUCCACAUUACCCCUCCAAGAGACCUCGAUCGCCCCGGCCUUGACGAUGAUCAUAACAAUGGAACUGCAUUGAGGCUUUUGAAUCAGGUCACCCCAAUCCCAAAGUUCAUCCAGUUCACAUCCAAUGAGAUUCUCCUCAGAGUUUUUGAAGGAAAGGAUAGGGUUCACAUAAUUGAUUUUGACAUCAAGCAAGGACUGCAAUGGCCUAGCCUGUUCCAGAGUUUGGCUUCCAGGGCUAAUCCCCCAAGUCACAUUAGGAUCACUGGCAUCGGGGAAUCGAAGCAAGAGCUGCUCGAAACUGGCGAUAGACUGUCUGGAUUUGCUGAGCAACUGAACCUGGCCUUUGAGUUCCACCCAGUGGUUGAUAGGCUAGAAGAUGUGAGGCUGUGGAUGCUGCAUGUGAAGGAGGGUGAAAGUGUUGCUGUGAAUUGUAUGCUUCAGAUGCACAAGGUCUUGUACGACACUUCCGGUAGAGCCCUCGUGGAUUUCCUGGGGUUGAUCAGAAGCACAAACCCCAUCGCUGUCGUGAUGGCAGAACAAGAAGCUGAGCACGAUGAGUCCAGUUUGGAAUCGAGGCUUGUCAACUCGUUGAAGUACUACUCCGCUGUCUUCGACUCCCUCGACUCGAGCCUGCCACUAGACAGCCCGGUCAGGACCAAGAUUGAGGAGAUGUUUGCCCGGGAGAUCAGGAACAUCAUCGCCUGCGAGGGACGAGAAAGGCUCGAGAGGCACGCGAGUUUUGGGAAGUGGAGGAAGCUGCUGAUGGAGCAAGGGAAUUUCCGGUGCGUUGGGAUCACGGAGAGGGAGCUUCUGCAAAGCCAAAUGCUGCUUAAGAUGCACUCUAUGGAGAGCUACAAGGUGGAGAAGCAAGGGGAGGAUGAUGGAUUGACUCUUAGUUGGGAAGAUCAGCCACUUUAUACAGUCUCAGCAUGGACACCUUUUGAUGUUGCAGGAAGUUCAUCAUCUUAUUCUCAGCCAAGUUGAUUCGUAAUCGUAACAAUUCUAUUCUCACUCACAGGUUUAAUAUUUUCUUUGUUCAGUAUACAGAAGAAAAAAAAAAGGGUAGCAAAUUCUUUUAUAGGUAGGGAGAUCAGUCAAUAUUCUUUCAUUCUUUACUGCAGAUAUAAGAUUCUUCAUCUGAUAGGACAAGAACAACAACCAUUUCUGUUUGAAUUCUUAUUAGGUUUCUAGUUCCUCAGCAAAAGUGAAAGAUUCAUUUUUUUUUUGUGUAUUGUUCUUUCAAUUCUUUUAUGUAAUAUGAAAAUUCUUUCUUAGUUCAGUUGUAAGCAUUGAUUGCCUUUCUUUAUUCAUCUGUCAUUG